AUGGAUGAGAGCCAGAGGACCCGGGUGGUGACGGCGGGGUCGGACCCCCCCGGGCCGGCAGGGGGGCUCAGCCUGCGCGCGCUCACCGGCUGCGUCCUGUGCGUCCUGAUCGUGUCCACGCUCCUCGGGAACACGCUGGUGUGCGCCGCGGUCAUCAAGUUCCGCCACCUGCGCUCCAAAGUCACCAACUCGUUCGUCAUCUCCCUGGCGGUGUCGGACCUGUUCGUGGCCGUGCUCGUGAUGCCGUGGAGAGCCGUGUCCGAAGUGGCGGGAAUCUGGCUCUUCGGCCGCUUCUGCGACACGUGGGUGGCCUUCGACAUCAUGUGUUCCACGGCGUCCAUCCUGAACCUGUGCAUCAUCAGCAUGGACCGGUACUGGGCCAUCUCCAGCCCCUUCAGGUACGAGCGCAGGAUGACGCGCCGGUUCGCCUUCCUGAUGAUCGGUGUCGCGUGGACCCUGUCCAUCCUCAUCUCCUUCAUCCCCGUGCAGCUCAACUGGCACCGCGCGCGCAACUCCAGCGCCCACAACCCGGACGACUGCAACGCCAGCCUGAACCGGACCUACGCCAUCUCCUCGUCCCUCAUCAGCUUCUACAUCCCGGUGCUCAUCAUGGUCGGGACGUACACGCGCAUCUUCCGCAUCGCUCAAACCCAAAUUCGACGCAUUUCGUCUUUGGAGAGAGCGGCGGGAACCCGUGCGCAAAACCUCCGGCACCGCGCGUCGACGCACGACGAGAGCGCCCUGAAGACGUCCUUCAAGAGGGAGACCAAGGUUCUGAAGACCCUGUCCAUCAUCAUGGGGGUCUUCGUGUUCUGUUGGCUCCCGUUCUUCGUCCUCAACUGCGUGGUUCCGUUCUGUGACCCGGACCAGGCGCACGCGCCACCGUGCGUCAGCGACACCACCUUCAGCAUCUUCGUGUGGUUCGGCUGGGCCAACUCGUCCCUGAACCCGGUCAUCUACGCCUUCAACGCGGACUUCCGGAAGGCCUUCUCCACCAUCCUGGGCUGCGGGAAGUCCUGCGGCUCUUCGGCGGUGGAGGCGGUGGACUUCAGCAACGAGCUGGCCUCCUACCACCACGACACCACCCAGCAGAGGGAGGCCGGACCCGGGACCGGCGGCCCGCAGAGACUGACCGCCGGCCUCCCCCCGCUCACCGGACCGGACCUGCAGCAGAACUUCGACCAGGUGUCGGUGAUCUCAGACGAGUCCAGAACCCAGAGGAACCUGCUACUUCCGGUCAUCCUGCGGUACGAGCGCGAGGCGGAGAUCUCCCUGGACAUGAUGCCCUUCAACUCGUCCGAACCCGCGGACUGUGACGGGAUCCCGGGUCAGGUCCAGGAUCUGUAACGGAUCAUCAUCUGGCCUCCGGGUCCUAGAUCAUGAACCAGGUUGACC
Messenger RNA from Sphaeramia orbicularis (orbiculate cardinalfish), 1395 nucleotides. Its product is annotated as D(5)-like dopamine receptor. Lineage: Eukaryota; Metazoa; Chordata; Actinopteri; Kurtiformes; Apogonidae. The transcript has a single exon. The record is from RefSeq and is a predicted model, not a curated record. Gene Ontology annotation, biological process: positive regulation of MAPK cascade; adenylate cyclase-activating adrenergic receptor signaling pathway. Gene Ontology annotation, cellular component: plasma membrane. The coding region runs from base 1 to 1347 and encodes 448 amino acids. Gene Ontology annotation, molecular function: G protein-coupled receptor activity.